AUUGUUUUUCCCCCACCGGCCUUUUGUGUCUCCUUGGCGAAAGGAGCUUUUUAAUUCUCUGAAUCAGGCAGUUCGCUGGGGGGGGGAGCGGGGACGCAGAAAAGAACGAAAGGGCUGAAGGAGGACCGAAAUUGUCGCUGAUCUGUCGGGGACUCCCAAGUCUGCGAAGGGCGAGGCUGCGAAGGCCUGACUAAUUGUGCAAAACGGAAUCCCUGAAAAAGAGAUCGGGCCUCUCCGAUCGGCCUUCGGAGACCCGAGUCUCCUUUUGAGGCCUUUCCAUCACUCUCCGCCUCAGCGCAGCGCGCACACGGUUGGAGCUGCAGCCGCUUGUGCAAAAAAAAAAAAAAAACCCCGAACGCAUGGCUUCAUCGGAAGCGGCGGCGGCGGCGGCAGCAGCUGCCCGGGGGCUCCUCCUGCUGCCUCGGAUCGUGCUUUUCGGGGACUCCAUUACGGAGUUUUCCUUCCAAGAUAAGGGAUGGGGCGCAUCACUUGCUAAUAGAUUAGCUAGAAAAUGUGACGUCUUGAAUCGUGGACUCUCUGGCUACAAUACUAGGUGGGCUAAAAUUGUUCUUCCAAGAUUAAUCAACAAAGACCAUAAUGCUGAAAACAUCCUGGCGGUAACUGUCUUCUUCGGGGCAAAUGACAGCGCUUUGAAAGAUGAGAACCCGAGGCAGCACGUUCCACUGGAGGAAUAUGCUGACAAUUUGAAAAGUAUGAUAAGCUACCUCAACUCGGUGGACAUAUCCAAACAGGACAUUAUAUUAGUGACCCCACCACCCCUCCAUGAAGCUAGUUGGGAAAAAGAGUGUGUGGCUAAAGGUGAAAAAUUAAAUCGGCUAAAUUCUGUCACUGGGGAAUACGCGAAGGCUUGUGCGAAAGUAGCUGAAGAAUGUGGCGCUGAUGUCAUCGACCUGUGGACACUUAUGCAAAAAGGAGACCAGGACUUCGGCUGUUACCUGUCAGAUGGACUCCAUUUAUCAGAAAAAGGAAAUACUUUUCUAGCAAACCAGCUUUGGACACUCCUAGAAAAAAAAUUGUCAAGCCUUCCUCGAUUGCUUCCCUACUGGCGUGAUGUAGAUCAUCUCUGCCCUGAAGCUACUUUCCUGGGCAUCCCCACUGCUAAGAAGCAAUAAAAAGAAUAACAGCCAUAGGUUUUGUAAAUACAAAAUAAAAUCUCCUCUUUUUCCCCCCACAAUCAUUGAUACCACUUCUUAGGAGAGUAUACUGAUAUGAACUUGCAUUCCCAAUUAUUAGACCUCUGUACGUAGUCACACAGAAUUGCUGAGUUUUCUAAUUUUUGUCAUGACCGGCAUAGGGAGGGCAAUUUGCCUGUUAAAAAUUGCAAAGCACAUUGGACACAAAAGGAAAUUGUCACCACAAGCAAGAAACAGUCAAACCAAGCCGGAUGGAUCCAGACAAUCCCACGUUCUACAGAACGUUAGACUAGAUUUCAGGCUCAGAACAGAGCAGGGUGUCUAACUUGGGUUGUUUGGAAGGAUCACCAGGUUUUGGAUAGCAUUUUGUGGACUGCAUUCCAAAGGACUAUAGGCUUAAGACUAUUUCAGGAGGG
Messenger RNA from Thamnophis elegans (Western terrestrial garter snake), 1570 nucleotides. It is a transcript of the gene IAH1, whose product is annotated as isoamyl acetate hydrolyzing esterase 1 (putative). The coding region runs from base 360 to 1133 and encodes 257 amino acids. Gene Ontology annotation, molecular function: hydrolase activity, acting on ester bonds. Lineage: Eukaryota; Metazoa; Chordata; Lepidosauria; Squamata; Natricidae. The record is from RefSeq and is a predicted model, not a curated record. The transcript is spliced from 6 exons.